CUAAGACAGUUCAAAGGUAAAGGAAAAUGUGUAUCUUCAGGUUUAAGUUGAAUCUUCGCUUCCUGUGCUUCAUUUGUCGACCAACGUAUGAACAGAAGUACAGAUCUUACGUUGGUCAAAAUAACAUCAAACCGAACAUCAUGGCCCCUAAAAAAAUCUGUGUUAUAGGAUCAGGUAACUGGGGUACAGUUAUUGCCAAAAUUGUGGGCACCACUUCUUUGAAUUUGCCCUCAGAGUUUGACCCAACAAUCAACAUGUGGGUAUUUGAAGAAAUAGUGGAUGGAGAGAAGUUGUCACACAUCAUCAAUACAAGACAUGAAAAUGUCAAGUAUUUGAAAGGAAUACAGUUACCAGAGAAAGUGGUGGCAGUAACAGAUGUUAUAGAGGCUUCUGCAGGUGCUGAUAUUUUAAUAUUUGUGUUACCUCAUCAGUUUGUUAGAGGUGUUUGUGAGAAGUUGAAAGGACAUGUUAAACCUGAUUGUGUAGCUGUAACAUUAAUUAAAGGCUUUGAAGUUGCGGAGGGAGGAGGCAUACUACUGAUAUCUACUGUCAUUAGCUCUAUUCUAAAUAUCCGCACUGCUGUAUUGAUGGGUGCUAACAUUGCAAAUGAAGUGGCCUUAGAACACUACUGUGAAGCUACUAUUGGUUGUUCAGAUUACCAGCUUGGUCAGAGUCUUAAGUCUGUCUUUGAGACGAGCUAUUUUCGAAUUGUAGUAGUUGAAGAUGUCUUAACUGUAGAAGUAUGUGGUGCAUUGAAAAAUGUUGUGGCCACAGCAGCUGGCUUCAGCGAUGGAUUAGGAUAUGGUGACAAUACAAAGGCUGCUGUGAUAAGAUUAGGUCUGAUGGAAAUGAUUCGCUUCUGUGAGCUGUUUUACCCUGGCUCAAAGCUACAAACAUUUUUUGAAAGUUGUGGAAUAGCUGACCUCAUCACUACCUGCUAUGGAGGCAGGAAUCGAAAAGUAGCAGAGGCUUUUGCCAGGACUGGAAGACCAUUAGAUGUACUAGAGAAAGAGAUACUUAAUGGUCAGUUACUUCAAGGUCCACCCACGGCUGCAGAAGUCAACCACAUGUUGAAGGCUAAAAAUAUGGAAGAUCAAUUUCCACUUUUUACGGCUGUUCAUAAAAUUUGUAUAGGAGAACAGCAAGUGGGAGAUCUUUUGGUAUGUCUGAAAAAUCAUCCAGAACAUAAGUAGUUGAAUGUCAUCCCAACAGUCUCUAGUUAGGAAGGAGUUGUGAGGAAUCAAGUCAUUCUAUUGCUCAAGUCAAAAACAUCAUUAUCAGUUGCAUUGAAACCUUUGAAGAAGCUUUUCACAUAAACAUGUUUUGUUAUUUCAGUCAUUUUUUAGUUAGGUACAGGGUAGUUUUCCAUUAAGACAUUUAUUUGUGUGAAACAAUUGUUUUAAGGGGGUCUAUACAAAUGAUAUAAAGCAACAGAUUUAUAAGGGUUUUUUUUGGCCAGAAACUUGCGUGUCCACAUCUUAACUUACAAGAUAAACUUUUUUUUUUUGGUUUCAUUUUUUUUUAAAAGUACUUCCCCUCCCCAUCAUGACUUACAUAGUCUGUCAUAAUCAAAUGGCAUUUUUUUAUUUUCAUCCAGAGUGGCAGCCAAUCCACCUUUUUUUAUGUGGUGUCUUUAAGUUGAUUACUGGCUGGGAUUCCAUCAUAGGAUGUGAAAAGCUAAAAGCUUAAUACCUUUUGGUCUCAUUAAGAUCAUUUUCUCUAGGAUGUUGUCUCUGAAUAGCUGUAACAUAUACUAUUACUGUGUUACAUGUCACUGAAACUCACAAAGCCAUUGUUAUUAAUUGGUUCUGACAAAAGUUAAAUCAAUCAUUUAUGGUCUAAUUUAGGAUGCUGUUAACCUAAUAGCUACUUUAUCCAUUUUUAAAUCCAGCUACUUUAUCCAUUUGUAAAAAGUUGUGCCCUUUAAACUCCUAAGCAAAAAGUAGCUUAAAAAAUAUUAUAAUGAAAAAAACAACAACAAAUAGAACAAUAGGCUUUAAAAAAUAUACUUUUUAAUUCCUUUCAAACAAAAAAUAAAAUAUCUUUAUAAACACUGUGGUAUUGACACUUUCAUUUUAAAAAUGAGAAAGCUAUACACAUCCUAUUUUUUUUUUUUUUUUUUUUAAUGAACACAAUUUAUGUUCUUGCUCUGGAUAAACAUGAGAUCAUAUGAAAGUUUAAAACUUGCUGGUAACUUCCUAUUGCAUUGUUCUGCGUUACUAGUCUACUGAAAAUGCAGCAUUCUAUCGUUAUUAGAUUAAUCAUUUAAUUUAAUAAUUACCUCAAGAGAUUGAUAUUGGUGAGUAUUGAUAUCUUCUCCUUCCCUACAGUGGGACUACUUCCCUCACCCUGGUUCACACUGAUCUCUUCCUAAGUUUGUGGUCAUCUUUUCUCUAUCCCUUGUUUUUAUAGCAUAGCAUACCAUCCAGGGGCAUUCAGUUUAUUGUGCAUUUGUCUUACUUUAUGAAAACAUGUGUGACAGCAUUAGAAGCUGAACAAAAGCAUUUUAUCUGAUAACACAUGAAUAUGAAGUAUGUUUUUAUAACUAAGUAACUAACUAGAGAAUUGAUCAUUUAAAAAAACUGAUGCAUUUUGUCUGAUAACAUUUGUACAUAUAUUAUUCUAAGUAACUAGAAUAACUCAAGAAUCAAUCAUGUCUUUUGAAAAGCAUUAAAAGGAAAUGAGCUUUCUCUUUUGUGUUUCAUUCCACUUUUGGUUUCAGUUAUGUUUACUUUUCUUUUAUUGACUUUGCAACAAUCAAUCCAACAGCUUCUUGAUCUAGUUUGAACAAGUUGCAUUCAAAUAAUUGAAGAUCAUGUUUAAACAUUUGGUGAUAUGGAUUGACAGAAAAUAUUUUUAUAAAUAUUUUAAGAUGUAAUGUUCAUAAGGCUAAUUGUUUUCAUUUUAAAAAAAGGUUAAAAUAUUAAAAUCUUAGAUACCGCUGAGGAAAUGAUGUUUUAAAAUUUCAAUUCACUAGAACAGACUAGGGGAUGUUUGGAUCUUACCUGACGCUAAACAUUAGCUCGUGGUAUAGACCUUCUGUGAAAGUCAAGGGAUCACUGUACCUGUUAUUUCAUUUAAAUAUUUUUGUUUUGCUAUGUAACAAAUCUUCAAACACCACCCCCCCCCCUUUCCUUGUAACAAAUGUAUACCCUCCUCAUUCCCUGAGCUGUUAAGUAAUAUCUGAACAUUCAUCUAUUUAAAAAAAAAAAAAAAUCUUUAGAUGGAUUUUAUAGUUCUACAUAUUUCAUUAUUUCUGUUAUAUCUUUGGUACAAGCCUUUCCAUUUGAAAGCCUCCAGAAACUGCUUCAUAUUUCAGAAAUGUUUCACCUGCCCAAGUUAUUAAGUAUUUUUCAAUAUAAAGCAUAAAACACUUUUUUUGUCCAACUUUGACAUUUUAUAAAAUUUGAAUUUUAUAUUGUUUUUUUUUUAUCUUCUAGUCAUGAAGAGUUCUUUUGAUAUCAGUUUUUUUUUUUCUUGUUUGUUUGUUUGUUUUUUUAAUUGUACUUUCCUUUACAUGUUGAGUUAAUGCAAUUUUCAGAAAUGAUAUCACUUAGAGUCCUUUAGCAGUGACACAUUGCAGAAAAAAAUCUUUGUAUGUAUUUGUAAUUACUAUUUAGAUAUUUCCAAGGUUAUGUUUUUCAAUUCAAUUCUGUUUAGAUCUUAUAUUAUCCUAUCCUUUAAAAUAAGAGUGGACAGUUUCACUUAAUGAGAAGAUGAUAAAAAAAAAAAGUUGAUUUCCAUUCUUAGGGAUACAAAUCAUGAUUUGUAAUGGAAAAAUAAUUGUUUUGUUGAUGUAGAUCUUUAGCUGUAUAAUAUCUUUAUGUGUGUAGCUAGACCUUUGGUUAUUUCAAGUUAGAUUGUCUACAUUAAUUUUUUACUAUCUUACAUUACACUGACAAUUAGAUUUGGUUUUAAUUAGUGAUAAAGUGCCAUCAAAUAAAAUAACAUACUGGAUUGAAAUGGUCACAAAGGUCACAACUCUCUCACUGAAUCAGAUUUUAUGCUAGAUAUGGAUUACUUUCAUAAUACCAGUACCUCACAACUCUCUCACUGAACCAGAGUUAAUACUUGCUUUGGAUUACUUUCAUAAUACCAGUAC
Messenger RNA from Biomphalaria glabrata, 4102 nucleotides. Its product is annotated as glycerol-3-phosphate dehydrogenase [NAD(+)], cytoplasmic-like. Gene Ontology annotation, biological process: carbohydrate metabolic process; glycerol-3-phosphate catabolic process. Gene Ontology annotation, molecular function: protein homodimerization activity; glycerol-3-phosphate dehydrogenase [NAD(P)+] activity; NAD binding. Lineage: Eukaryota; Metazoa; Mollusca; Gastropoda; Planorbidae. Bases 27 to 1193 code for a protein of 388 amino acids. The transcript is spliced from 10 exons. The record is from RefSeq and is a predicted model, not a curated record. Gene Ontology annotation, cellular component: cytosol; glycerol-3-phosphate dehydrogenase (FAD) complex.